This is a messenger RNA of Eurypyga helias (sunbittern), 2360 nucleotides long. RefSeq names its product arf-GAP with Rho-GAP domain, ANK repeat and PH domain-containing protein 2-like. The transcript is spliced from 18 exons. The annotation marks the transcript as partial. The record is from RefSeq and is a predicted model, not a curated record. Lineage: Eukaryota; Metazoa; Chordata; Aves; Eurypygiformes; Eurypygidae. Gene Ontology annotation, biological process: signal transduction; positive regulation of GTPase activity. Gene Ontology annotation, molecular function: GTPase activator activity; phosphatidylinositol-3,4,5-trisphosphate binding.
UGGGAUUGUUCGUACAGUGGGUACGAGUGCAGAUUUUGGAGCGUUGGUGCUCCAGCUAAAGGAUUUCAAGACAGGAUUUGGUAUCACGUUAAUCCCUAUGAAUGUGGCAAAUGUAAAACAAGUGGAUCGGACUGCAAAGCAAUCUUUUGAAAUAAUUACUCCAUAUAAAAGCUUUAGCUUUACAGCAGAGUCGGAAAGAGAGAAACAAGACUGGAUUGAAGCACUGCAGCAAUCGAUAGCAGAAACACUGUCUGAUUAUGAAGUAGCUGAGAAGAUUUGGUUCAAUGAGUCCAACAGGAGCUGCGCUGACUGUAAAGCUCCCAGUCCUGACUGGGCAUCCAUCAAUCUCUGCGUUGUCAUUUGUAAGAAGUGCGCAGGACAGCACAGAUCUUUAGGACCGAGAGAUUCAAAGGUCCGCAGUCUAAAAAUGGAUGCCAGCAUUUGGAGCAAUGAACUUAUUGAGCUCUUUAUCAUAAUUGGAAAUAAGAGGGCAAACAGUUUUUGGGCAGGAAAUCUUCCUCCAGAUGAAGAACUGCAUAUGGAUGCCCCUGCAGAAAAAAGGAUAGCAUUUAUUACACAAAAAUACAAAGAGGGAAAAUUCAGGAAAACACCUUUUCUCUACAAAACCAAGGAACAGUUGAAUAAGGCCCUGUGUGCUGCUGUAGUUAAACAAGAUGUGCUAGACACUCUGAUGUUGCUGUUUAGUGGGGCUGAUGCUAUGUGUGCCACUGGAGACCCUGUUUACAGUACACCAUACUUAUUAGCCAAGAAAGCUGGACAAAGACUGCAAAUGGAAUUCCUGUACCAUAAUAAGUUCUCAGAUUUCCCAAACUAUGAAACUUGCUUUGAAAGUGGAUUCUCUGAAGAUUCUUCUCAUUCCACAUUUCUUUGUGAAUUCUUAUACAAAGUUUCUUCUAAUACUGCAAAGCUUCUUACAGAGAAGAAACUAAAAGAAGAUUGCAACAAAAGAUGGUGCACUUUGGAAAGUGGCUUUCUGAGCUACUAUGAAAACGAUAAAACCACUACUCCUAAUGGUAUGAUUGACGUCAAUGAAGUUAUCUGUCUUGUAGUGCACAAGUCGGACUUCUUUUUCAAUAGAGGGGACAUCUUUACCUUUGAAAUCUACUUAAUGUCAGAACGUGUUUUUCUGUUUGGAGCUGAAACUGCAUACUCACAAAGAAAAUGGACUUGGGCAAUAGCUAAGCAUUUUGUUCCCCCUGUGGCUGAAUGCUUAUUAGAGAGAGACUGUGACCUGAUUGGCCAGCUGUACUACAAAGAUUGCCAUAACCUGGAUCAGUGGAGAAAAGGCUGGUUUGCUAUAGAGAAGUCGAGCCUUUAUUUUUGUCUUGAAAUGGAGAAUACUCAAGAAGAUUCCAUAUAUCUAAGGAGGUUGCAAGAACUAACAAUUAGUAGUGUGAUGCAAAAUGGAGAGAAAAUAGACGUCCUGCUGCUCGUUGAAAAAGGAAGAACACUAUACAUCCAUGGCCAUACAAAGCUGGAUUUCAUGGUCUGGUAUACUGCAAUUGAAAAAGCAGCAGGUACAGAUGGUAACGCAUUACAAGAUCAGCAGCUCAGCAAAAACGACGUACCUAUUAUAGUGAACAGCUGUAUAGCAUUUGUUACACAGUAUGGUUUAGGUAGCAAGCAGAUCUACCUUAAGAAUGGAGAUUCUUCCAAUGUGGCUCAACUGCUAGAAAGCUUCAAAAAAGAUGCAAGGAGCGUUAAACUAAGAGCAGGAAAACACCAGCUUGAAGAAGUGACUGAUGUAUUGAAAAGUUUUCUUUCUCAAAUAGAUGAUGCACUUCUCACUAAAGAACUUUAUCCGUUCUGGAUCUCUGCAUUAGAUACACAGAAUGAAAAAGAACGUGUGAGCAAGUAUGGAGCUUUUAUUCGGACGCUUCCACCAGUCAAUAGGGCAACGUUGGCUGCUUUAAUUGAACAUCUUUACAGGGUGCAGAAGUGUUCUGAAAUCAAUCAUAUGAACCCUCACAGUCUAGCCAUGGUGUUUUCCUCAUGCUUAUUUCAAACUAAAGGCCAAACUAGUGAAGAAGUUAAUGUAAUUGAAGAUCUAAUUAAAAACUAUGUGCAACUUUUUGAUAUAAAUGAAGUCCAUGUCAAACAAAUGGAUAUAGAGAACAGCUUUAUUACCAGGUGGAAAGACACUCAGGUUUCCCAGGCUGGAGAUUUGCUUAUUGAAGUUUACGUUGAAAGGAAGGAACCAGACUGUAGUAUUAUAAUCAGGGUAUCACCUUUGAUGGAAGCAGAAGAAUUAACUAAUGAUGUCUUAGGAAUCAAAAACAUUAUUCCCAACAAAGAUGAUAUCUGGGCUGCUUUUGAAGUAAUUGAAAAUGGAGAACUAG